Molecule: messenger RNA, 1373 nt
Organism: Panicum hallii
Lineage: Eukaryota; Viridiplantae; Streptophyta; Magnoliopsida; Poales; Poaceae
Product: ubiquinol oxidase 1b, mitochondrial-like
Exons: 3
Coding region: 157-1149 (330 amino acids)
Biological process (GO): alternative respiration
Cellular component (GO): mitochondrion
Molecular function (GO): alternative oxidase activity
Source: RefSeq, a predicted model, not a curated record
GAAAGGGUCAUCGUCCCAUCUUUCACAGCAGCAACACCACAAAUCAUCAGUUCCGUAACCUCGCAGACAAAAAAAAAAGAAUUCUUUCUUUCACAAGGCCUAUUGUCCCAGCCACAGGGAAAGGAGUCGGUUGCGAUUAGUUGUUGAUCACAAGCCAUGAGCUCUCGCAUGGCCGGGGCAGCGCUCCUGCGCCACCUGGGCCCGCGCCUGUUCGCCGCCGAGCCGGCCGUGUCCGGGCUCGCCGCGAGGGGCGCCAUACCCGCGGCCGCGAGGAUCCUCCCCGCGCGGAUGGCCAGCACAGCCGCGGAGGCCGCCAGCGCGAAACAGCACGGCAGCGCAGGCGGCGGCACCGAGAAGCAGGAGGAGGCAGCCGGCGGGCAGAGCAAGAAGGCCAUCGUCAGCUACUGGGGCAUCGAGCCGCCGAAGCUCGUCAAGGCGGACGGCACGGAGUGGAGGUGGCCCUGCUUCAGGCCUUGGGACACGUACACGUCGGACACGUCGAUCGACGUGAAGAAGCACCACGAGCCGACGACGCUGCCGGACAAGGCGGCGUACCUGCUGGUCAAGUCGCUGCGGGUUCCCAUGGACCUCUUCUUCCAGCGCCGGCACGCCAGCCACGCGCUGCUGCUGGAGACGGUGGCCGCCGUGCCGGGCAUGGUUGGCGGCAUGCUCCUCCACCUGCGCUCCCUCCGCCGCUUCGAGCACAGCGGCGGCUGGAUCCGGGCGCUGCUGGAGGAGGCGGAGAACGAGCGGAUGCACCUCAUGACGUUCCUCGAGGUGACGCAGCCGCGCUGGUGGGAGCGCGCGCUCGUGCUCACCGCGCAGGGCGCCUUCUUCAACGCCUACUUCGUCGGCUACCUCCUCUCCCCCAAGUUCGCGCACCGCGUCGUCGGCUACCUCGAGGAGGAGGCCGUGCACUCGUACACCGAGUACCUCAAGGACCUGGAGGCCGGCGUCAUCGACAACACGCCGGCGCCGGCCAUCGCCAUCGACUACUGGCGCCUCCCCGCCGACGCCAAGCUCAAGGACGUCGUCACCGUCGUGCGCGCCGACGAGGCGCACCACCGCGACGUCAACCACUUCGCAUCGGACAUCCAUUACCAGGGGAUGAAGCUCAAGGACACGCCCGCGCCGCUCGGAUAUCACUAAUGUGUUGAUGCGAACUGCUCAGUUCAGCAUUUUUACCCAUUAUUACGCUCUAUCGUUCAACAUAAUGUUUUGUGCUAGCCGAAGUUGCUUAAUUAGCAGACAGGACUGGUUUUUGCUACUUGUAUGCGAACCAGUUGGCUAUGUACGUAGGUUGUACUUUGUACAUAUUAUCAAAUCUAUUUGUAAUAAAAAAAAAUACAGGAAUACAGUACGCUGUGCAAAAA